AUGCAGCAGUUUGCUCCGUUACCUGCGGGUGGCGGGGAGUUUAGCUCCGAAGAGUCGUCUGGAGAGGCGGCACCUCUUCCACCUUGGCCUCUCUUGGCAGACAGCCUCCACCUCACGGUUGACCGGGUUCGCCGUAGCAACAACCGUGACUUCUGGCUGUCUAACCUCGGCCCAACCUUGUGGUUGGAUUGCUUCCCAACCUUCAAGGGUUCCAGCCUCCUGGGCAUAGGGGGAACGCGAGCAGUGUACACCUCACCUACCUCAGAAGGCAAGGUGUGGAAGGUUGCUCUCAAAGCAAAUCCCAGCCACCAUGGGAUUGAGCAAACCAUUGGGCAACGGCUCCCAGGUUUAUGUGCCACUCAAACCAGGAUGGUGGGGACGGGGCAGCUCACCAUCCGUGACUUUAAGACCCUGGAGAUUGAGGUCUUGGAGGUUGAGCGUCUCACGCUGUUGCCUGACCAGCCCUCCAACCUCCAGGUCUUGCACAUGUUCAUGGUCCUCACAGCCCUUGUGGGUGCCGGCAUUUGGGUCAGGGACCUGAACAGAAAGAAUUGGGGGGUGCGUCCCCCCAAUCCACACGGGCCCGAUCAAGGGCCCGCGGAAAUCGUGGCCCUUGAUUGUGGGGGUUGGGCAUUCCAAGAUGCCCCGCUUGGUUUUCCCCAACGCGUGCGCAUUGCCUCAUGGUGGGGAUGGAUCGAAGCCACCACCCCCGAGGUAGCGGCGUGGGCCCGCGGCGUCGUCCGCACGGACCAUGCGAGCCCACGGCGACUCGCCAUCGCCUUCAGGCAGCGCCUCCUUGAGAUGGGGGGAAGGAGGUUCUUGGGACUUUGGUCCGUCAAGGGGUCAUCAUCCCUAGUCCCUCGCUGA
This is a messenger RNA of Symbiodinium natans, 867 nucleotides long. The record is from the annotation of a GenBank genome assembly. NCBI's taxonomy places the organism in Eukaryota, Dinophyceae, Suessiales, Symbiodiniaceae.